AUGCGUAACCUCGGUAACCGUCUGACGCUCCACUCUCCCUCGCGCGGUUUCGCCAUGGAGCUCGGCGCCACCUGCACCAUCAUUCUUGCUACCCAGCUCAAGCUUCCCGUCUCGACCACCCAGUGUCUCACCGGUGGUGUGAUCGGUGUCGGCCUUUGUUCCGGCACCUGGAGAUCUAUCAACUGGCGUAUGGUUGCAUGGGUGUAUGGAGGUUGGGUACUGACUCUUCCCGUUGCUGGAUUACUCUCUGGAGCUCUCUGUGGCAUUAUCAUCAACGCCCCUCGCUGGGGAUAUGUCAGUUCCUAA
Messenger RNA from Verticillium dahliae VdLs.17, 306 nucleotides. Its product is annotated as phosphate-repressible phosphate permease. The record is from RefSeq and is a predicted model, not a curated record. Lineage: Eukaryota; Fungi; Ascomycota; Sordariomycetes; Glomerellales; Plectosphaerellaceae. The coding region runs from base 1 to 306 and encodes 101 amino acids. The transcript is spliced from 2 exons. Gene Ontology annotation, cellular component: membrane. Gene Ontology annotation, biological process: phosphate ion transmembrane transport.